GUCGCGCUGAAUCCCAUGCCCUUUAAUCUCUUUGCCAAAGCGAAGUUGAGUUGUGCAAGCGAUGUGAGGUGAGCAUCCGGGCGGCGCGGGAGAGGCGUACAAAAUGGAUUGUCUCCCGGCGUUCAUUGUCGGGGUUUGUCCUCUCCCUCAGCGCCGGUCCUCGCCUUCAGCUCCAGUCACACGCCCGCCCCCCUUACUCGUCUGUUGCCCUGCUCUUCAAGUCAUCGCCGACACAAUGGUGAACACACGCUCGCUAUUCUCUCUAUCCCUCCUCGCCUCGGCCGCCCUUGGACGUGCCAUCGGCGGCGAGGAGCAGUGUGAGUGCCCACCUGAGAAACAGGUGGUGCGCUACAUUGUCGUCGACAUGCCCGACCAGGACGCCCCCGUGGAGGAGCUGCCCGAAGAGGUUGUUCGCGGCGGCGUCGACACUCCCGUCAACACCACCACGACCCUCCAGCCUUGCAAGGCGCCCGACGUCGACACCUCGGACAAGAAGAACAUCAUCCCGGCGCCCCAUGUCUCCCUCUUUUACGGCGAUGACGGCAGCACGCCCACCCCUCCCCCCUUUGCCAACAGCACCGCCGGCCACAACACCACGGUGCCUGCGCCUCAGGGGUCGAUCAACAUGACCCUGACCACCGACCACUCCUUUGUUGCCCUCGAGUACAUUGACUCCAUCACCAAUGUCAAGUGCUCCAAGAACCUCCUGACGGUCAAUUUCUCCGACACGGAGGCCUUUGAUAUCGCCGCCAAGAACUGGGAGUCGCUCGAGGACGGCUUGAUCAUUGUCACCAACGGCCAGGGCAACUGCAACGACGAGUUCGAGCGUGGUUUCUUCAAGGUCAAGGAUGUCAAGCCCAACAAGGAUGACCUGUCCAUCGCCUGCACGGCAUCGUCCAAGAAGAUCGAGCAGGUCGCCGAGACCUGCGAGAUGACCUUCUCGUCGCUGCCCGCCGCCACCCUCCGCAAGCGCAUCAACCUCAACCCCAGCACAUCGCUCUCGUUCGGCGCCGCCCUUGCCGAUAAGAAGACCCUGCUGGACCUCGAGCCAUACCUCGAGAUCACUGCUGACCACGCCUCCUUCGAGUCGACCGUCACCUUCUCGGGGAAGCUCAACUACGACUUUUGGGCGUUCAAGCUCAAGGAGCUCUACUUUGAUCUCGACGCCAGCUUCAAGGCCGACGUCGCACUGUCGGCUAGCAUCCAGGCCGCCUACGCGCAAAACUUUGAGUACUCUACAGACGAGCUGGAGUACACGCUGAUCACCGUCCCUGGCGUCGUCGCGCUCGGCCCCGGCGUCGCCUUUGGGAUCGGUGUCGAUCUUUCCGCAUCUGGAGCCGUCGAUGUCCACACGGCGCUCGGUGUAGCCAUGCCCAACGGAAACGUCCACCUUGACCUGGUCAACAAGGACCGGGGGACCUCCGCUACCGGCUGGGAUCCCAAGUACACCGCGGCCGCCAACAUCUCCCAAAAGGCCGAGGUCGGCGCUGACGUCUACGCCUCUGUGACGGUUCAGCUGGCCAUCAAGGUCCUCGGUGGACUGGUGGAUCUCUCCUCGGGAUUGACGGCCCAGCCGCGCGUGAACAACCGUUUCACCCUCGAUGGGAACCAACAGCUGAGCGUUGGUGGAUCCGCCACCACCAAGCCCGUCGGCAGCGUCCUGCAGCCUGUCACCGGCCAGGCCGCCUGCGAGCAGGGAGUCGGCAUCAAGUCUGACUUUUUGUUCAAGCUCAAGGGUUUCAUCACCAAGUACUGGUCGCAUGAUCUGUAUGGGGUCCAGGUCCCCAUCGUCAACCAGUGCUACAACUUCAACAAGCAGUAAAAUGCUCGUGCACACUACCACCUUUAACAUAUACAUGUAACCCGUCCUAGCUCUUUUGUUUAAUUUAAUUUGCAAUAUACCCCCGGCAUGAUGCGCGCGC
Pyricularia oryzae 70-15 is the source of this 1922-nucleotide messenger RNA. RefSeq lists its product as uncharacterized. The coding region runs from base 104 to 1822 and encodes 572 amino acids. The transcript has a single exon. NCBI's taxonomy places the organism in Eukaryota, Fungi, Ascomycota, Sordariomycetes, Magnaporthales, Pyriculariaceae. The record is from RefSeq and is a predicted model, not a curated record.